Messenger RNA from Eubalaena glacialis (North Atlantic right whale), 2790 nucleotides. RefSeq names its product glutamine--fructose-6-phosphate transaminase 1 (gene GFPT1). Gene Ontology annotation, biological process: protein N-linked glycosylation; UDP-N-acetylglucosamine metabolic process; carbohydrate derivative biosynthetic process. NCBI's taxonomy places the organism in Eukaryota, Metazoa, Chordata, Mammalia, Artiodactyla, Balaenidae. The transcript is spliced from 19 exons. The coding region runs from base 186 to 2300 and encodes 704 amino acids. The record is from RefSeq and is a predicted model, not a curated record. Gene Ontology annotation, molecular function: carbohydrate derivative binding; L-glutamine:D-fructose-6-phosphate transaminase (isomerizing) activity.
ACCGGCAGUUGCUGGCAAGCCCGGGAGGACGAGGCGGCUCUCGUUGCCUUGGACGUUGCAUCCGUGAGGGAGUCGUGUCGGCGCCCCCCUGGCCCCCAAGCCCGCUGACCUCCCAAAAGGCUCGUGUGCUCUCCCGAACUCGCCAGCCGCUCGCCGCUUGCCCUGCAGGCCGUGCCUCCUGCAUCAUGUGCGGUAUAUUUGCUUACUUAAACUACCAUGUUCCUCGCACGAGACGAGAAAUUUUGGAGACCCUAAUCAAAGGCCUUCAGAGACUGGAGUACAGAGGAUAUGAUUCUGCUGGUGUGGGGAUUGAUGGAGGCAAUGACAAAGACUGGGAAGCCAAUGCCUGCAAAAUCCAGCUCAUUAAGAAGAAAGGAAAAGUUAAGGCGCUGGAUGAAGAAGUUCACAAACAACAAGAUAUGGAUUUGGAUAUAGAAUUUGAUGUACACCUUGGAAUAGCUCAUACCCGUUGGGCAACGCAUGGCGAACCCAAUCCUGUCAAUAGCCAUCCCCAGCGCUCUGAUAAAAAUAAUGAAUUUAUUGUUAUUCACAAUGGAAUCAUCACCAACUACAAAGACUUGAAAAAGUUUUUGGAAAGCAAAGGCUAUGACUUUGAAUCUGAAACAGACACAGAGACAAUUGCCAAGCUUGUUAAAUACAUGUAUGACAAUCGGGAAAGUCAAGAUACAAGUUUUACUACCUUGGUGGAGAGAGUCAUCCAACAAUUGGAAGGUGCUUUUGCACUUGUAUUUAAAAGUGUUCAUUUUCCUGGCCAAGCAGUAGGCACAAGACGAGGUAGCCCUCUGUUGAUUGGUGUACGAAGUGAACAUAAACUAUCUACUGAUCACAUUCCAAUCCUCUACAGAACAGGCAAAGAUAAGAAAGGAAGCUGUAAUCUCUCUCGUGUGGACAGCACAACUUGCCUUUUCCCCGUUGAAGAAAAAGCAGUGGAGUAUUACUUUGCUUCUGAUGCAAGUGCUGUCAUAGAACAUACCAAUCGUGUCAUCUUUCUCGAGGAUGAUGAUGUCGCUGCAGUGGUGGACGGCCGUCUUUCUAUCCAUCGAAUUAAACGGACUGCGGGAGAUCACCCUGGACGAGCUGUGCAGACCCUCCAGAUGGAACUCCAGCAGAUCAUGAAGGGCAACUUCAGUUCAUUUAUGCAGAAGGAAAUUUUUGAGCAGCCAGAGUCAGUUGUGAACACAAUGAGAGGAAGAGUCAACUUUGAUGACUAUACUGUGAAUUUGGGCGGUUUGAAGGAUCACAUUAAGGAGAUCCAGAGGUGUCGGCGUUUGAUUCUUAUCGCUUGUGGAACAAGUUAUCAUGCUGGUGUAGCAACACGUCAGGUUCUUGAAGAGCUGACUGAGUUGCCUGUUAUGGUGGAGCUAGCCAGUGAUUUCCUGGAUAGAAACACCCCAGUUUUUCGAGAUGAUGUUUGCUUUUUCAUUAGUCAGUCAGGCGAGACAGCAGAUACCCUGAUGGGUCUUCGGUACUGCAAGGAGAGAGGAGCUUUAACUGUCGGGAUCACAAACACGGUUGGCAGUUCCAUAUCAAGAGAGACAGACUGUGGAGUUCACAUCAAUGCUGGGCCCGAGAUUGGGGUGGCCAGCACAAAGGCAUACACAAGCCAGUUUGUAUCCCUUGUGAUGUUUGCUCUUAUGAUGUGUGAUGACAGGAUCUCCAUGCAAGAGAGACGCAAAGAGAUCAUGCUUGGAUUGAAGCGGCUGCCUGAUUUAAUUAAGGAAGUUUUGAGCAUGGAUGAUGAAAUUCAGAAACUGGCAACAGAACUUUAUCACCAGAAGUCGGUCUUGAUAAUGGGACGUGGCUAUCAUUAUGCUACUUGUCUUGAAGGGGCCCUAAAAAUCAAAGAAAUCACUUACAUGCACUCUGAAGGUAUCCUUGCUGGUGAGUUGAAACACGGCCCUCUAGCUUUGGUGGAUAAGUUGAUGCCUGUCAUCAUGAUCAUCAUGAGAGAUCACACCUAUGCCAAGUGUCAGAAUGCUCUUCAGCAGGUGGUUGCUAGGCAGGGACGGCCAGUGGUGAUCUGUGAUAAGGAAGACGCUGAGACCAUUAAGAACACAAAAAGAACAAUCAAAGUGCCACACUCAGUGGACUGCCUGCAGGGCAUUCUCAGCGUGAUCCCCUUACAGUUGCUGGCCUUCCACCUGGCUGUGCUGAGAGGCUAUGAUGGGACACGGGUCGGAGCCCUGGUCCGGGAACAUCCCACAUGCCGUGGAGCAACUAAGCCUGUGUGCUACAACUACAGAGCCUGCUCCCUAGAGCCCGCGAGCCACAACUGCUGAGCCUGCGCUCUAGAGCCCGUGAGCCACAACUACUGAGGCUGCGUGUCACAACUACUGAAGCCCGUGUGCCUAGAGCCUGUGCUCCGCAACAGCAGAAGCCACCGCAAUGGGAAGCCUGUGCGCUGCAAUGAAGAGUAGCCCCUGCUUGCCGCAACUAGAGAAAAAGCCCACGUGCAGCAACAAAGACCCAGCACAGCCAAAAAUAAAUAAAUUAAUUUAAAAUAAAGGAGAUGGAAAAAUAUAUUACCUAAUCAACAAAAACUGGGGCUCUCACUAAAGGAUCUCUCAAAGCUAAACGCUAAGGUGAGGGGAAAAUGAUCCCAGAAAGAUUUGAGAUGCAACAUAAAUGAAUGGUGAGCGAAGAAACACUGAAAUGAGGGUAAAUCUAAAGCACUGACUGUCCAAAACAGUAAUAAUAAUUUUUUAAAUUUGAGAAGCUAUAGAACAAUCCAUGAUAAAUUAAAAUGCUAGACAAUAAUAUAACUUGGGA